AUGGGUGCCUGCAUGAGCAGCGGCAACAAUGAGGAGGGCGAUCAGAAGAAGCGCAGUCAAAUGAUCGACCGCUCGCUAGAAGAGGACUCGAAGAAACUACGGCGAGAAUGCAAGAUAUUGCUAUUGGGGUCGGGUGAGAGUGGGAAGUCGACAAUCGUAAAGCAAAUGAAGAUCAUACAUCAGAACGGAUAUAGCGUGGACGAGCUCGUGCUAUACCGGCAUACCAUCUACAAGAACCUGAUAGACUGUGCAAAAGCUUUGGUGGGAGCCAUGCGCCAAUUCGAGAUUGAAGUCGAGAUCCCGACGAACAAGGAGCAUUGCGAGUACAUUAUGGAGUACAUUGUCGACCCCGAUCCGCAACAAGCUCUGAAUCCCAAGGUCGGCGUGGCUGUCGCAGCCAUAUGGAAGGAUCCUUGCAUACCCAAGAUCUUUGACCAUCAAAACGAGUUCUAUCUGAUGGACUCUGCACCAUACUUUUUUGACGAGGCGCCUCGAAUAGCUGCGGCGGAUUAUAUUGCAACCGAAUCCGAUGUCCUGCGAGCGCGAACCAAAACGACCGGUAUCUAUGAGACCAGAUUCCAAAUGGGCCAGCUCAGCAUACAUAUGUUUGACGUGGGUGGCCAAAGAAGCGAACGCAAGAAAUGGAUUCACUGCUUUGAAAAUGUGACUUCCAUCAUCUUUUGCGUGGCGCUCAGCGAGUAUGACCAAGUACUGMUAGAAGAGAGCAGCCAAAACCGUAUGAUGGAAUCACUGGUACUCUUCGAUUCAGUCGUGAAUUCGAGAUGGUUCAUGAGGACUUCAAUCAUCCUKUUUUUGAACAAGGUCGAUUUAUUCCGAGCGAAAUUGGCCAAGUCACCUCUGGGUACUUAUUUCCCGGACUACUCAGGAGGAAAUGAUGUGAACCGAGCAGCCAAGUAUCUAUUAUGGAGGUUCAACCAGGUGAACCGCGCACAUCUCAACCUUUAUCCCCAUCUCACACAAGCGACCGAUACCUCCAACAUCCGUCUCGUCUUUGCCGCCGUCAAGGAGACGAUUUUACAAAAUGCUUUGAAAGAUUCAGGCAUUUUAUGA
Ramularia collo-cygni is the source of this 1071-nucleotide messenger RNA. RefSeq names its product probable G protein alpha subunit GNA-3. The record is from RefSeq and is a predicted model, not a curated record. The coding region runs from base 1 to 1071 and encodes 356 amino acids. NCBI's taxonomy places the organism in Eukaryota, Fungi, Ascomycota, Dothideomycetes, Mycosphaerellales, Mycosphaerellaceae. Gene Ontology annotation, molecular function: GTP binding; GTPase activity; G-protein beta/gamma-subunit complex binding. Gene Ontology annotation, cellular component: heterotrimeric G-protein complex. Gene Ontology annotation, biological process: adenylate cyclase-activating G protein-coupled receptor signaling pathway. The transcript has 6 exons.